UGGUUUGAAGCAGCUUGCGAAUAUAUCAAAUUAUUGAAGGGUAAAUCAGUGAUAGCCUAUUUAAUUGAACUGUGGAAGGCUGGAAUUUAUUUUCGAAGUUAGCAACGACACCAGUAUCUUAAAGAUGAACCGCCGCGUAAAUUAUCGCUCCAUUUUGCCUUUACGCCAAGAACUUUACUGAUAGGCUACAUUUAGCGCCAUACGGUGUUUUUAUUGGAUAUAUGCUAUAUUUUCUAUUUUGGGCUGGAUAUCGAAUCAUACGGUGAUUUGAAUACAGCCAACUGCAGGAUCAACCGUUUGUUGAUAAACACGAAUCCUUUCUCAUACAGGACCACCUCCGGUGCAUUGAUGCACCCGUUUCAGUGGUUUAACGGGUGCUUCUGUGGUCUGGGACUGGUCUACUCCAACACGUCGUGCACCAUGCCUCCCAUCACCUUCCAGGACCUGCCCCUCAACAUCUACAUGAUCAUCUUCGGAACAGGCAUCUUCAUUUUCAUCCUCAGCCUCAUCUUCUGCUGUUACUUCAUCAGUAAACUAAGACACCAAGCCCAGAGCGAUAGGUUUGGCUACAGAGAGGUGGUUUUAAAAGGAGAUCCUAAGAAGUUGAAUCUCCAUGGGCAGACGUGUGCUGUUUGCCUGGAAGACUUCAAAGUCAAAGAUGAGCUAGGAGUGUUGCCAUGCCAACAUGCCUUUCACAGGAAGUGUCUGGUGAAAUGGCUGGAGGUGCGCUGUGUGUGCCCCAUGUGCAACAAAACCAUUGCAGGACCCCCAGAACAGCGCAACAGCAUAGGAACACUACUGGACGAACUGGUGUAACCUAACAACAAGCACGGCAUGGGCACUGUGAGCUGGUGUUACCUAGCAACCAACAGAAAGUGAACGCUAUUGUCUGGUGUAUCCUAGAAACCGCCCACAGAUGACUGUGAAAUGGUGUAACCUAGCUACCACCUGGAGAGGACUGUGAGAGCUGCUGUUACCUAGCAACCAACACAGAGCUGCAUACAUGAGUCUACACCACACACCACAGACAGUCUCCAGCUACCCACACUUCACCCCGUCACUCUUUCUCUUUGUCUCUGACUGUCUUACUCUUUUUAUCUGUCUUUCUCCCCCAUUUUCUCUCACUAGCCUUCUCUGUCCUUUCUGUCACGCUCUCUAUUUCUGUCUUUCUUCUGUUGUCUCUUUGAUCUCUCUCUCUCUCUCUGACACUCAUUUUCUCACCUUCUCUCUUUUCCUCUCUUUCUGUCUUUUACUUCCUCAGAGGUGAGUUCUAGUUCCAAAGUCAACAAGAGGGAAGAGCUCCAGACAGUUGGAGAGUGUAGGAGCAGGCAGUUGAUUUGAAUGUGUAAAGACAAGAGUGGAACUAUAAGAACCAUGGUGUUGAGAAAAUACAAAGUGAUGUUCUAUGGGCAUGUGUGUGUUGUGUGUGUGUGUGUGUGUGU
This is a messenger RNA of Oncorhynchus masou masou (cherry salmon), 1442 nucleotides long. RefSeq names its product ring finger protein 122 (gene rnf122). NCBI's taxonomy places the organism in Eukaryota, Metazoa, Chordata, Actinopteri, Salmoniformes, Salmonidae. The transcript has 5 exons. Bases 349 to 816 code for a protein of 155 amino acids. The record is from RefSeq and is a predicted model, not a curated record.